Molecule: messenger RNA, 1142 nt
Organism: Cheilinus undulatus (humphead wrasse)
Lineage: Eukaryota; Metazoa; Chordata; Actinopteri; Labriformes; Labridae
Gene: sdhaf2
Product: succinate dehydrogenase complex assembly factor 2
Exons: 4
Coding region: 157-648 (163 amino acids)
Biological process (GO): mitochondrial electron transport, succinate to ubiquinone; mitochondrial respiratory chain complex II assembly; tricarboxylic acid cycle
Cellular component (GO): mitochondrion
Source: RefSeq, a predicted model, not a curated record
AAGAAGAAGGGGAGGCUUUCCUUUAGCUGCUGUUAUGUGAACUACAGUUGUGUAAUUUCAGUGUUUUGUACCUGACAUUUAAGCGUCAGAGACAUUUCUACGGAGGGGAAGAGUUUCAUUCAGAGGUCCUUUGGUGUCACACAGAAGAUCGUCGAAAUGCUGUCUUCUAUUAUUGCAAAAAGAGUGGUGACAGGGUUGUGCCAGGGAGCAUGGAGGCCAGCAGUCACAGGGCUGGUUUCAUGUCGCAGUUAUCGUGGAGAUGCACCAGAUGACACCAGGGGUGAUCUGAUUGAGAUCCCUUUGCCCCCUUGGGAGGACAGGCCCGGAGAGCCCACUGACAUCAAGAGACGCCGCCUGCUGUAUGAGAGCCGCAAGAGGGGCAUGUUGGAGAACUGCAUUUUACUCAGCCUUUUUGCAAAGCGAUACCUAAACACUAUGAGUGAGAACCAGCUGCAGCAGUACGACAGACUGAUCAAUGAACCAAGCAAUGACUGGGACAUCUAUUACUGGGCAACAGAGGCUCAGCCAACCCCAGAAGUUUACCAGGGAGACGUCAUGGACAUGCUGAAGGAGUUCACAAAGAAUCGCGACCAUGAGCAGAGGUUAGAUGCACCCAAUUUGGAGUACCUGGACAAGGAAAGUCAGUGAGGUCCAUGGACUUUAAAACUUCACAGAGGGUCAUUUUAAGUCUGACAUUGGAUGCAAUAUCAGUGUCAUAACCCACCAGAAAAACCCUUGAGAUGUCUGCUGUCUUUUUCUGGCUAUAAUUUCCAGUGAGUCACACAUCUCCAUGAAAUUCAAACACCACAACCCUCAGCUCACUGUGUCUGAGAAAGAGGGAAGUUUGUGGAUUAAGCAAAGAUUGAUGCAACGAAUUAUAAGUGUUUUGUAUAUUUUGAAUGAAUGAGUUGUACAUUUGUGAUUAAAAACUGUAUAUUACAAUAAGUCAGUGUGUGGGAUGCAAACUGAACAAGCCAGUUUUGAUGACAGCUAUUAUCCUUGUAUCUACCAAACAGUUCAACUGAAUCUGAAGACUCACUCUGUAGCUGGAGUAUUUAUUGUUUGCCUCCAUUCUAUGAUUUCACUGUGCCUACGUUACAGAUAUUCUGGGUUAUUUAAUAAAUGUUGUUGCUCUUCUGCUA